Xiphias gladius (swordfish) is the source of this 1405-nucleotide messenger RNA. It is a transcript of the gene rbp4, whose product is annotated as retinol binding protein 4, plasma. Gene Ontology annotation, biological process: retinol transport. NCBI's taxonomy places the organism in Eukaryota, Metazoa, Chordata, Actinopteri, Istiophoriformes, Xiphiidae. Bases 44 to 640 code for a protein of 198 amino acids. The record is from RefSeq and is a predicted model, not a curated record. The transcript has 6 exons. Gene Ontology annotation, molecular function: retinol transmembrane transporter activity; retinol binding.
CAGAGGAUCUCUGUGAGCUGCCCACUUCUUUUUGGUAACAAGAAUGCUGCGGUACAUUGUGGCCCUCUGCCUCCUGGCUUUGUCCUGGGCACAGGACUGCCAGGUGGCCAACUUCCAGGUCGUGCAAAACUUUGACAGGACCAGGUAUGCAGGGACAUGGUAUGCUGUGGGAAAGAAGGACCCAGAGGGUUUGUUCUUAAUCGACAACAUCGUUGCCAGGUUUACCAUCUUAGAGGACGGCAAAAUGACCGCCACUGCUAAAGGCAGAGUCAUCAUCCUCAACAAUUGGGAAAUGUGUGCCGACAUGAUGGCCACCUUUGAGGAAACCCCUGACCCUGCCAAGUUCAGGAUGAAGUACUGGGGAGUUGCAUCUUACCUGCAGAGUGGAAAUGAUGACCACUGGGUUAUCGACACCGACUACGAUAACUACGCCAUCCACUACUCAUGCAGAGUAGUAGACACUGACGGCACCUGCUUAGACAGCUACUCCUUCAUAUUUUCCCGUCAUCCGACUGGCCUGAGGGCACAGGACCAGCCCAUCGUCACCCAGAAGAAGAUGGAGCUCUGCCUGCUGGGCAAAUACAGACGUGUUCCACACACUGGCUUCUGCCAGGACAGUGGAUCCGUCGACACGCAGUGACCCUGCUGCUCUUGGACCCACCCCCACCAGAGUUUCUCUUCUUAGUCUCCUCUACUGUCUCUGUGUAUCUCAACAGAGGAAGGAGACCAUUCUUCUUUAAAAAUAAACUACAAAUGACAAACUAGAAACUGUCAUGUUUACUUGACUACGUUGAAAAUGAAAAGGAAAGAUGACCGCUGAUGUUGGUCUUUCCCAAAUCCCCCCCUUAGUAAAAGAGAUUCUGGGACUUCUAACAUUUUUGUUUCAUCCUCAACAUCUGUCAUAUGUUUUUUUUUUUUUUUUUUUUUUGUAUAGAAACUUAAGUGUAGUGUGAAACAGCCCUUCCUCAGGGAAACCAGUGGAACUUGCUCUCUGGUUCCAGUCAGAAAACUAGACAUAUCAGAUCACUGAAGACACAAUUCUUUUCAGGCCAAAGUGACAAAUAAUCAGUUGUGAACAUUAAUUUUUAUUGAAGCUGAGCUCUCGGCAUUACUGCAGCUCUUGACUAUAACCAUCGUAUUUACUUUUACACUGAAGGAUGCACAGUGUCUUGUAGCACAAAAGUAGAUACUGUUACCUUAAUACAUACAUAUUAAGUCAUGUGCCAUAUAGGCAUAGUAGUUUGGUUGUUUCUUGAUUGUAUGAUGUAUACUUCUUGAUCCAGUUUUUAAAAUAAAACAUUCAUACCAUGUUGGCUCAUUCAAUUUUUGAUUAACUUGAAAUAUUCAUCUGUAUUCCUAGAUUGCAAAUAAUGGAUUAAUGUUGUUCCUCUCGGAUUCAGGCAGA